Messenger RNA from Oncorhynchus keta (chum salmon), 1964 nucleotides. Its product is annotated as protein C19orf12 homolog. The record is from RefSeq and is a predicted model, not a curated record. The transcript is spliced from 3 exons. NCBI's taxonomy places the organism in Eukaryota, Metazoa, Chordata, Actinopteri, Salmoniformes, Salmonidae. Bases 149 to 844 code for a protein of 231 amino acids.
UAUUAGAUAAUUAUAUUGAUUCAUAAGAGAAAUCUCCACCCACCCCGGGCACCGGGCCCUGCAAAACGAACUCCACCAAUUUUAUGAAAAGGAGGAAAUUGUAUCAAUGGCUUUUCUUGAAACAUUGUUGCAAAUAUUUGCGGAGUAAAUGACAAUUAUGCCAGGUUGCCCCACUGAGAUCUAUGUAUUAGGCUAUGUUUGUUUUAUUGUGCAUCUAAAAACAACCGCGAAUCGUUUUAACAGGAUGUGGGUUUGUCCUAAAACAAAUGUCCCGUCAUUCACCGCGGUAAUAAUUUUUACCAACACUCAUGAUACACAAACAUUAACACAUCAUCGAAGUGCGAGAUCUGAUGGUAGGGAUUCGCCACCAAUGUGUACUUUAGACUAUUUUCAUGUAGGCCAAGGGAGAGCAGCUACCAUGGCUCCACGUAUGGAAUAUGUCAUGCAACUAUGCUGUGACCUGUCUGCAAAUCAGCAGAUAAAAGCAGCAGUGAAGAAUUCUGGGAAAGGAUCAGCAGUGGCAGGAGGGACUGCAUUUUUAGGGGGUCUUCUAGGUGGUCCCCCAGGGAUUGCUGUUGGUGGUGCAUUAGGUGGCCUGUUGGGAUGGUGGAUGACCAGUGGACAGUUCAGACCUCUCCCUCAGAUCAUCAUGGAGCUGCCUCCCCACCAGAAGCAGAGACUCUAUGCUGAUAUCAUGGCCGUUUUGGGCUCACUGGACUGGACAGACCUGGCCCAGCUGACCGCCCUGGUCGUGGGGAAUGCUACUCUCCAGCAGCAGGUCACUGCUGCCCUACUCCGGUAUAUCACAAAGGAACUGAGAGCAGAGGUGAGAUAUGGGGACUGAUCUACACAGACUCAAUAUCUGGAGGAACUCCUUAGAACAUUUGUACUCAGAUUUAACUCAAGCUUAUUCCUGGAGACUGAAAUAACCUUUUAUACUGUAGGUUCACUGAAAGAGGCCUUAUGAGAGUUACAUUGAGACUCAUGUCAGACCUGUCAUGUUACCUAAUAUCUGAUCAUGUCCAUUUAAUAUCCUUUGACGAAGCGCUUAAAUGACAUUUACGCCACUUUUUUUAACGUCAUUUACAUUAUGCCCAGCUCAAUACCAGUGUCUGCAUAUGUGAAAACGGCACAUUUCUACAAAACAAAUAUAAAGUUAAAAGUUCUACCCAAUGACGUCAUCAAAAGUAAAACAUAUUUAAAAACCGUGCUUUUCAGGCACUAGGAGAUUCCCAGUGAUGUGAGGAGCAAGAAAACACCCUCCCUCUGGCUAGAAACUUGUUGAAAACCACUGUUUUGAAAAUCACCGUUUUUUUUUUACUUUUAAUGCUACCAUGUGAUUGAUGUUACAGAGAAGCAUUUUUUUUUUUUUUGCACCUUAUCUUUUCAACCACAGAUCAUAGAAACUCGCUGUUUUCACAUACUGUGUGUAGACACUGUUAUGGUUUCGGAGAUAAUGAAUAUGAGGUGGAAGAGUGGCGGAAUUGCACUUUAAUGUACACGUUUGUUUUGUUUUAGUUGAGAAAUUGUUAUCUCUGUAUGAUUGAAACGUAUCUGAUACGAACAGUCCAGCAAUUAACCAGAAAGGUGUAACUUUAUUUGUAUUGUAGUGCAUAAUCGGUUGCCGAUAUUUUGCGCUGAAAUGUACACAUUGAAUAUUGUUGGUCAUUUAUAAUUGACAUGAUUUUGCAACAAAUGCAAGACAAUGAAAAAAAAGGACCCUGGUCACUCCUCUUGUAAGUGUGCCUGGGAUCUCAAGUGAUUCAUGCAAUGUGAAUAUUGUAAGAGAUGAGCACUUCGGAGAAACCGGCCUUGAUACUUCUGGCGCAUAAAAUGGUGAUAAGUGCCACCUAGUCCUAGAAUGAACUAAUUGGGAAAAUCUUGUAGUGCUCUUGUACUAAAGUGUUUGUAUGGAAAUCAUGAUAAAUGAAAUAAAGGACAACGGGGACAUGUAUGAUCACCAC